Messenger RNA from Phanerochaete carnosa HHB-10118-sp, 2659 nucleotides. RefSeq lists its product as uncharacterized. The transcript is spliced from 8 exons. Bases 1421 to 2380 code for a protein of 319 amino acids. NCBI's taxonomy places the organism in Eukaryota, Fungi, Basidiomycota, Agaricomycetes, Polyporales, Phanerochaetaceae. The record is from RefSeq and is a predicted model, not a curated record.
AAUUUCUUGUCUGGCGCAGACACCAGAUGCCGUUCGUGUAAACACAACUUUCUCGUUGAUUAUUCGCUGCAUUACUGGACAGAUAUGCGAGCUCGAGUGGAGGAGCGCGGGUGUACAUGUUAUUGCCGAGUCCCAAGUAGCAGAUGUUCAAUACUUCGCACGCAAGUGUGAAGUCUCAAGGUAACAGAGACGGAGGGCCCCGUUCGUGUUCGUACGGUGGGCGCUGCAAGAGCGCAGAAGUUGCCGCCUUAGAUGCUGCCCGUACGGAACCGUGGGCUUGAGAUCUGAAGGGAUUUGGGGACGCUCUGAGAGUCCUGCGCUGCCGAGUGCGUGUAACUUGGAGAAUGAACCACAAUCCAUGUGUAAGUUCGUGAUCUGGAUACUCGUGAGGGCAUAGUGACUUGGCGUCGUCAGCACCGUGGGGGCGCUCCAAGGGACAUAGGGACAACAAUUCGUGAAAGUUCAACCGCCGGUGUCGGUGCAUAGUCACGACUGCACCCGCAGCUGGCCAACCCCCGCAACCUCAGCCAAUGAUUCUUUGCCAAUAAAGCCUCAACGCAGACCGUCUCCCGUCAUUCCGCCAAUUUAUUUUUCGAAAAUAUUGCCCACUUCCCUCCCUAGAAAUGGACCAGGCCGUGGAAAGCAGCGAGAUGGAAACGCAUCCGAGUCGGCAACGCUCAAGCUCAAACUCCAGACCUCCAGUUGUAAAUGCAGGCCUGCACUGUUGCGAGAGGAGAAGAGUGGCAGGUCAGUCGCGAGUGGGCGCUCUGGAACGGAGAUCUCGGAUUGAGUAGGCACGUGAUGUUCACAGUUCGGGGUCACGCCGACGAUCCUUUUAAAAAAGCGCUCCACAAAUUCCGCCUCUGAGCGUGGAGAAAACACGCACGCAAAGGCCAUGAGUACGGCCCAGGAUUCGCGCCCUCGGAGAACAGCUUGAGGUCAUGUUCCUGGCGUAACGUGUACGAAGGCGGUAGCACGUCUGCUGUGCGCAGUGCCUUGGAAAUAGUGUUCGGAUCUGCUGCUUAAAUUUUCACGAGCAAAACCGGUGGAUCGGUGGAAGCGGAGGCAGGCCCGAAGUUUCUGCGGCUUUUGCACCUGCCGCGCGUGCUUCAAGAGUCCAAGUAUCCCAAGGACGGCAAGGGUAGGUAGAUGUACCCAGCAACCGCAACACGAGGCUGAAAAGUAAAUGAGACAUUCGUAAUUGCGAUGCGCACCAUAUUUGUAUACACUGAUGUAAUUCGGAAGACAUGGGACAUUUGGGGAUAGGAUAAUCGCUAUGCGAGCGACGUCCUGAACCGGCUCAGCAUAUGGGGCAGCACCGCCGGCGCUUGGUGUCGGUGUGCAUACAUAACGCGUUCAUAGGCCCUAAAAGAGAACUUUGAGAUCGCCUGUACUGCGCAUGUCCACCACGAACUCCUCAAUGCACGCUUGCGCAGGCCAGAGUGCCCCUCGAAGCUUCUACAGCCCUGCGUCGGCAUAUCUGCCGCCUUCAGCGCCGUUCGCUGAGACGUGUGUCGCUGGUCAGCUCGUCGAGCUUUCAGGGCAAUCCUUCAGCAACAACUUGAACGGCGCGCGUGUCUUUGCCAGCUUGACGACACAGCUGCCAGCGAUAAGCGUCCUGUUACCGCCUCUAGGUGAGCUCUCUUGCGGCGCAGUACAUAACUGCCUAGCUUCCGCUGACGCGGAUCUGGCAUCGACCUUGCUCGUGGAAGGCCGCGAGGGAGGCGGGACGAACGAGAGCGCCUCCCAGAGUGAGGGCGUGCGACCGCACGGAGCAGUCGGCACAUCCGGUGCGCUAGGUGUCUUGUGGGCAUACGACGGCGUUGAGCGACAUUCGACAAAUACCACGGCCGAGACACGCUCGCACCCCGAGCCGGCCGGUAUGGAGCCGCGCCGAGGCGAGCUCGUCGCGGGCACAAGCUGCUCGCCGCUGGCAUGUCGAGGCUUGUUGCGGUGUCUGCGCAAGGCGAAGGAGGUCGGCGAGCAGACAGACGUCUUCAUCUACCACGCCUACUGCGACAAGCUUCCGCCGCCGCCCUUCCCGUGCGUUCAUGAGGGGCUGCCACCGGACGUCGACCGGAAGCGGCCCUCGGUCGAUAGCCGUGCUCUCUUGCCGCCGGUGGUCAGGCCCUGCCCGUGUCCCCGCUGUCGGCGCAUGCCCCGGCACGCGAACAGCUCUCCCGACACAGACGACCCCUCCGCUAGAAGUGACGCGCAGAACCUAAAAACGCGGCUAGCUAUUCGGUUUCGACAAUCCCCGCGGGCUCACAACGACCAAAGCCUGGUCCAUGACGCGGGUGUGCUCGCGCGGAAGUGGGAUGGCUGUGAAUUCGACGCCGCGCCGUUCAAGCGCGUGCACAGGGUAUUCGUUGCGCUGUAGCACGGGAAUGGUGCGAGCCUUGUGUACAGUGCGUUGCGAGCGAAAGCGGUCGCGUGGAAUCCUUCUCGCUGUGACAUGAAUAGAAACUUGUGCUCAUUCCGUCUGUCAAGUGUGUGUGCCACGUCUCAUCGCGUUGUGGCGUCAACCACGGCUACGGCGUCCUAAGAAACGGCAGAGUCGGACGGAAGCGAACAAGGUGGUGGCGGAGACGUUGCGCCCUGGGGAGCAUGAAAGCGGUCCGACGACGUCGGCGGAGACUACGUGAGACCUGCGCCGGUC